GGCGCUUGCUCAAAGGCUUAAACACAAACUUUGGCUGAAAAUUAAUUCAACAAUGAACAUUGCAAUUGGCAGCAAUGCGCUGCAGCGCGGCACUUGCCAGUUGCUGGCGCUGAACAAGUUUGCAGUGAGCCAGUGGCUCAAAACAUUCGACACGGUCCUCUUUGAUGGCGAUGGGGUGCUGUGGAAUCGCCAGGAGGCCAUCAAGGGUGCACCACAAACAUUCAAUGCCAUACGCGCCAUGGGCAAAAACGCGUUCGUUUGCAGCAAUCACUCGGCCACAUCGCGCCGCGAAUUAUGCCAGCGGGCCAGGCAAAUGGGACUGCUCAUCAGCGAGGAUGGCAUGAUAUCAUCGGCCGCUACCAUGGCGCGUUAUCUGCAGGAGCGUAAAUUUCAGCGUAAAGUCUACAUUGUAGGCGAGCAGGGCAUAGCGGAGGAGCUGCUGGCAGCGGGCAUUAAAGCCUUGCCGCUGGACACAGAGCCCAUGUUGUCCGGCAAUAUGCAAGAGCAUGUCAAGGCGAUGCAUAUGGAGCCAAAUGUGGGCGCUGUUGUUGUGGGCGUGGACAAGCAUUUCAGCACACGCAAGUUGGCCAAAGCUUGCAGCUAUCUAAUGGAUCCUUCGGUGCUGUUUCUGGCCACCAAUCGUGAUCGCAGCUUUCCCAUCAGCGCCGAGCGACAUGUCCCAGACGCGGAUGUCAUGGUCUCCAGCAUUCAGGCUGUCGUCAAACGCAAACCCUUCACCUGCGGCAAGCCCAAUCCGUACAUGUGCUCGCAUCUCAUUCGCAAUGGCGUCAUCAAGCCGGAACGCACACUCAUGAUAGGCGACACUCUUUAUACGGAUAUACAAUUUGGCUACAAUUGCGGCUUUCAAACUCUUAUGGUUGGCACUGGCGUCAGCAGCUUGGCUGAUGUCAAGCUGGCGGAGCAGUCGGCGCAUCCUUUGAUGUAUCAGCGCGUGCCAAAUCUUUAUUUGCCCUCGCUCGGCGAUUUGCUCAAGUUUUUACCUUCGCGCAAUGGCUAACGAGCGCUUCCAACUCUUAAUUUGUUCAUAUAUUUUGUUGAAAAUAAAAUUAUUUAUUGCCAGAGUGUCUGAAUAAUUAUAGCAGGCAUUAAGCAGUUAAAUUAUCUAUUA
This is a messenger RNA of Drosophila busckii, 1129 nucleotides long. RefSeq names its product pyridoxal phosphate phosphatase. The transcript is spliced from 2 exons. The record is from RefSeq and is a predicted model, not a curated record. NCBI's taxonomy places the organism in Eukaryota, Metazoa, Arthropoda, Insecta, Diptera, Drosophilidae. Gene Ontology annotation, molecular function: phosphatase activity. Bases 53 to 1018 code for a protein of 321 amino acids. Gene Ontology annotation, cellular component: cytoplasm.